Molecule: messenger RNA, 4491 nt
Organism: Rhagoletis zephyria (snowberry fruit fly)
Lineage: Eukaryota; Metazoa; Arthropoda; Insecta; Diptera; Tephritidae
Source: RefSeq, a predicted model, not a curated record
AUGAUCGAUUUUGAUCAGCUGGCUGCAGUGAACAUUCAGAAGCUCGGUGAAGAUGAAGCAGAUCAGUGGUGCGAGCGCCUUUUCAAAUUCACGCCUACGCCUGAUGAAUCCACCUCACACCUACUGUCACUAUUCGACUUUACGCGCUCACUACUUCGACUUAAAACAAUUCAAACUGAUGUACUCAUCGAGGAGCUCCAAACGGUGGGCAGUCGACUUGACGCGGUCAACACCGAACUAGAUCAUUUCAAGUCAAGUCCGCCCGCUGAACUGAAAAGCCACUCAACUAGUUCCUCGGAUGAAGCUGCUCUAGCUGAUCUGCGAGAACAACUUGAGGCGAAAGAUGAUCAGUUGGAUGAGCUGCAGGCGAAGAACCGCCGUCUGGAGGAGUCUUCAAAGGCGAAGGAGCGAGAGCUCAGUUCAGUUCGACUGCAGCUGGAGGCUUCACAGUUGGAGUUGCGGGAAAUGCAAAGCGGAGAUAAGGGGUCUUCUAGUGGCGCAGAGCAACACACCGGCACGUCGUCGUCUUCUGCUCUUUUUUCUGCUGAACAUCUUGAAGACCAGAGCCGCCAAUUGGAGGAGAAAAACGCCCAAAUUGAACAGCUACUCGACCGCCUUUACGACACCGACCGCAUAAAUCUGGAUCUUGCCGAGCAAGUGGCCAAACUCCGUCUAGACGUUGCCAAGCUGGGAAAUGAACAGAAGAUCUCACUAUCACAAGUGGAAAUGCUCACCGUACAAGUGGACGAGUUUCGUCGUCUCAACGAAUCACUCAGUCUCGAUAGAGAUCGCAAGGAAAAGGAGAUUGCUGAAAUAAGGACUGACCUGGAGCAUCGCUCAUCGGCACUGCUCGGCCCUCGAAGUGAGCACCUCUCUGAGACUUCGGCAGCAAGUGGCGUCGACGUGAGCACAAACUUCUUUCAGGAGCUUUCAACGGAGAUCAAACGUCAACAGGUACUCCUGGAGGCAAAAGAAACGGAAAUUGGAGAGCUUCGCGCUGCACUCUCACAACUGUCUGCAACUGAACAGUCGAUUCUUGAGCAGAAACGCGAUGAAGUUGAACGCCUGGAGGCUGAACUGGCCAUAGUCUCCUCGUCACCGAAUGACACGCCAACGCCGGAGGACGGACAAGAGUCGCCUCUUGUGAGACAGCUUCGUCGACGCGUUCGAAAGCUCCGCAAAGAGAAGCUCACCUUGUUGGAGAGAGUAGCCGAGCUUGAGAAGGAGGCUGGAAGAAAAGAUGAACAUUUGGAGACGGUUCGUCGCCAGACCAUGGCUUUAAUGGCUCACAGUGGCGACCAUGGGGCUUCCUUGAAGACUAUUCUCGAGGAAAAUGCAGUUCUUCGCCGUAUGAUCGUCUUCCGAGACGACAAAAUUCGCUACCUCAUUGACCAGCUCAAUCGACACCACUUGACCUCAUUUACCAAUGGUGAAACAACCGUUUCAUCUGAAAAGCCAAAUCAAACAAAGUCGGAAAUACCCAUAAUGGAUCAGCUCAUUGCCAUCACCGUGGAACGAGAUGUGCAGACAAAACAACUGGACGCAUUGCAGAUGCACAUGAGCUCAGUGCAGAAGGAAAAUCUAGAGUUACAGCUCGGCAUGAAGGAGAUACUCGAUGGCUUGCGAGCCGGCGACACUACAGCCGAUCUGGUCAUUGAGUGUCCCAGUCUUGAACGACUCUGUCUACUUCUCGAGAAUCGCCUCAUCUACCCUGCACUAGGUUUUGGUGACGACUCUAACUCAGUUGAUCUCAGUAAGGUGAUUCUCCUCAAGUCUGAGUUGGACUUUGUUCGUGGCCAAAACGAACAACUGCGAACUGAGCUGAAGACGCUGCGAGCAGACUUUCUGGCCGUCAUUGACGAGUACACUAAUGAUAUUCUGGAAAACUGGACCGUGCCACAGUCGAGCUCCAUUUCGGAUGUUGAUUCUAGCCAAGCAUUGACGAGUGCAGAGUCACAAAACACAGACAAUCAGGCAUUGGAAUCGAUGGAACAGAGUUCAAGUUUGGAUGACUCUAAAUCUGACCUCCUUCAAGCGUAUUACCAACAACUAAAACAAUUUCAGCUGAAAUCAACUGCUGACAAAAGAAAACCAGUUUUGAAAAAGCAAAAAUUCCGUCCAAAAAGACCUCAUUCAUUCAAUCGCAAAAAUGGUUUUAAAAUUGAUUUUUCUACUCAAACAGAAUUUGAUGAAGAGCCUAAAAAGCAACACCACUCAAAGCUCCCAAUCAUUAUUCCCACAUCUUCAGUUUCCACUCAAACUCCGGUUUCAGUUGAGCCCAUCAAAGUUGCUGACUCCCCAUUGUCAACAACACAACAAAAAUUAGUUUUAUCCGAAUCAGAUAUAAAGAAGCAGAUUAUUGACGACAUUUCACUAGGCGAGUCCCUUCUUGCUGACCCUGAUAUUCAAAGUUUUAUUUUGUCAAAUAGUCACUUUGUAAAGCAAGUAAUUGAAACCAAUGCUGAAGUGAAACGUACUUUGAUUCAAGAUUCACAAGUAGUAGAUGCUCUUCUGAAAGAUUCACGAGUUCAACGUGUUUUGCAUGAAGAAAAAGAAAAUAAAAAGUUAGAAAAGUCAGAAGUUCACACGCCUGAUGGUGAAGAUGAUGAAUACGUUGAUAUGUUUGACAUUUCUACGCAAACAGUUAAGCCCAAAUUCAGUUCUUUAGCGACUCAAACAGAAAAUAUCUUUGCAGCAGCUAAACCUUUGGUCCAGGAAUCUAGUUUAAAACCCGAUUGCGUCAACUGUUCUAAAUAUUAUCAAAUGCUUACCUCAAUUCGGGGCUUAAUUGACAAAGAACGUCGUCAGAUGAAGUUUCAAGAAGCCAAACUUUCUGAACAAAUUGAAUCACUAAAAGGAAAUUUAAAGCUUGUAACUACAGAAUUUCAACUUGAUUUGGAAGCGAGAGCAGAAGAGAUAAGUGACUUGCGUAUGAAGCUUCGAAAAUCAAGUGAGCGCCUGUCUGACGAGGACAAAUCUUCGCAAGGAGAAUAUCUCAAACCAAUUCCAAAAAAUACCUUUACUGCCAACUUGGAGUUAUCUAAACUGAUAGAAACAUAUCCUAGUUUUAUUGAAAUCGAAUCCACCGAAAAAAACCGAACAUUUAAAGUAGACACUGGAGCAGAAGGGAAAGCGACCAAAUCGAUACUGGAGACAAUAAUCGCCUGUCUGCAGAACUGUCUAAAGCAAAAAGAUGAAGCCCUUGCGGAAUAUCGCCAGUUACUCGAGUCAAUGCGCCAAAGCGCCACAACCACCGCCACUGCCACUGCCACCACUACCACUGCCAUUUCAAUUGCCAGCACAGCAUCUGCCACUGCAUCAGCCACUGACGUCCGUCCAUCAUCCACUCCUCAACCGAAUGAGCUUGAAACCCUCUACCAGGAGCUCUUCCUCAAGCCAUGUACUGCACAAAAUGAAGAACUGCUCUCACUGCUCUCAAAAACAUUUGCUGAGCUCAACUCUCUUCGUGCCACAAGCAAAUCCCAGCAGGAGCACCUUCAGUCUCAACUGGACACUGCCCGAUCAUCCCUUGCAUCAGCUCAACAGACCAUCACUCAGCUUCAUCACACCAUUAGCAAACUCACCACUGAGCGUAACAAUUUGGAAUCUCAAAUCAAGUCACUGACUGCCAAAGAAAGCACGUACAUUAGCCAAAUCUCCACUCUGAAUAGCAAAAUUGCCGAACUAAACAAGCGCUCCUCUGCCCUGUCUGCGUCUUCGCUCAAAAAGAAAGUCGACAAUGCCGUCUUUCAGGAGUCUGCAGACUUGCGUCAACAGAUUGCCCACCUGACGGAGGAAACGAAACGUCUCGAGUUGGAGCGUUGGACUGCUGAGAAGAAACUAAAUGCUGCCCUGGCAACUGCACGCAGCAAACUGGCUGACCGGGACCACCUGGUGGCCAGUCUGAACAGUCAAAUUGAAAAGUACCAAUCAGUGCUAACCAAACUGGAAAAGAAACUUCAAACCACGCAGAGGCAGGUGGUUAGAGAAGCAUCAUCAUCAUCGUCAGCAGGCUCUUCUAAAAAGGUAGAAGUAAAGGCCAUGGAAAGUAAAGAGACACAAACGACAGCCAAGGUCAGAGAUCGCAGUGAACGGCCGAGGGUGCGCUUUGAAGAUGAAACGACCAUUCACACCGAACAGAGAACGGUAGUCGUACAGAGACACCAGACACAGGCCGAGACGGAGAUGGCAACUGUCGAUCAGAGAGAGCACGCACCAACUGAUGAACAAACGACACGUCUCAUAGAGGAGCUGCAGUCAAUGCUGCAGGCGGCACUGCAACGGGAGAAGAUGGCCACUGUGGUUCGCGAAAUAUCGGCUGUCGGUGAAGAUAUUCUCGGCUCUACGACUAGCCACAUGGAGGAGAAGGAGGAUUGGAAAAAGAAGAACAGUCCUCUCAAACAGCAAAUUCUUUCCUGUCGUUCAGCGAUGUGUAUGAACAGCUCAUCGACAUGCAGUUUGAGCGACUCGUCAGUGAGAACGCUGCACUAA